AUGUCGAUGAGUGUGGCCCGUUUGGCUUACUUCCGGAGACAUGUCGAUGAGUGCGAACCUCUGGCCUACGUCCGGAGACAUGUCGAUAAGAGUGGCACGAUGAGUGUGGCCCAUUUGGCCUACGUCCGGAGACGUAUCGAUGAGAGUGGCCCGUUUGGCCUAUGUCCAAAGAUAUGUUGGCGAGUGUCGCCUGUUUGGCCUACGUUUGGAGAUGUGUCAAUGAGAGUAGACUAUUUGGCUAACGUCCGGAGACGUGUAGAUGAGUGUGGCUCGGACGUGUCGAUGAUUAUGACCCGUUUGUCCUACGUCCGGAGACGUGUCAAUGAGAGUGGAUCGUUUGCUUGGUUGGCUGAUCUUUCUACUUGGCAGACUUCUUCGCGGUGA
This is a messenger RNA of Prunus armeniaca (apricot), 384 nucleotides long. NCBI's taxonomy places the organism in Eukaryota, Viridiplantae, Streptophyta, Magnoliopsida, Rosales, Rosaceae. The record is from the annotation of a GenBank genome assembly.